CAGGGCCAACGGAAGAUCGUCGCUCUCAUUUUACGAGUUUUUUUUUUUUCGUUGCUUUCUUAGUUGUGUGUGUUCGUGAAAACCAAACAAAAACAGGCACUACCAAACAGAAGAAAAUUCGUAUUUCUGUGUAAACAUCAUCACAGUUCUACAGUACACCUUCUUCGUUUUCCGAGAAAUUUUCUUCUUCCCUCCAAAGAUUUUUAGCCCUACGCUGAUUGUUUUUGCAGCAGGAGUGAACCCCAUAUGUCACAUUUUUGAAACUGAUUUGAGGGUUUUUCCCAUGUCGGGUUCCUCCAAAUUGCGACUGGUUCGAUGCCCCAAGUGUGAGAAUCUUCUCCCGGAGCUCGCUGAUUAUUCUGUUUAUCAGUGCGGUGGAUGUGGUACCAUUCUACGAGCGAAAAUUAGAAAUCAGGAAGAAGACUCUGUGUCUGAUAAGUCGGAUGAAGACGGGGUUGGUGGGUUGUCUACUAAAUCCACUACUUCUCCUGAAAAAGGGACGGUUGAUCUUAGUGAUGAUGCCUCUGAUGUGGAUUUAAAGGCGAGUCCUGAUUCUUUGCCUUGUGAUCUUAAGGGCUCAGAGAUGGAUAAAGUGGAAGGUGCUGAGAAGGAUGUUAACUUGAAUAUGGAUAAAAAUGGCUUGAGUGAUUUGAUGGGAACGGAACAAGUGGAUUUGAAUGUUCAGAUGAACAUGAUGAAGCUUGGAUCAGGAAGAGAAUUGGAUUGGAAAAGGGGAGAGACAGGUGAGAUGGGAGAUGGGGUUGAGAAGAAUUCAAGGGGUAAUGUGAAAAGUGUGAGGUUCUCAACUCCGAACCACGAAGACGAUCAAACGAAUCGUCAAUUGGAGUUCAUGUCUGGUGUGCAGGAGCUUUUAACGGGUCGUGGCAAUGCCAAUGGAGCUGAUAAAGUUAAGCACCUCGAACAGGACCGACUCGAGCUUCUGAGGAAGCUGGACGAGUUGAAGGAACAACUUGGUCAGUCUUGGCCAGUCCCUGCCGAUGGUGGAAUGAGACCUCCUAAACCUUUGAAUCACUCUGGUGCUUGGCCUAUGGAUGGUUCUUCAGGAUCAAAGUAUGUUGCAGGCUCUUCAUUUUCCAACCAUUGUUCAGAACCAUUUCCUGUUGCCAAUGGAAUUGAGAUGCCUGUCCAAAGCUAUUAUCCGAACAAUACAUCUCAUUUUGGUGACCCUUUUGGAUCGCAAAUGCUUAGACGAAACUCCUGCCAGUUUUCGUGUGCGCAUCAACAGCACCCUCACCAAUAUCAUUCUGGCCAUUAUGUCGAUACCAGUUUGGAUUCGUUCAAUCACUACCCUCCAAAUCCUCCCUUUCAUCAGCCUUCUUGCUCUUGUUUCCAGUGCCAAAAUAGAUACUCACAGGUUCCAUCCUCACUACCUGGUAGCGCUUACUUCAAUAGAAGGUUUCCUGAUGUUCCCAACAAUCCCUCACUAUAUUCUCAUGAGAACACGGCUGCUUAUGGGGCAUGUGUUAAUAAUAUUAGAACCACUAAUCCUCCCGUAAAUCUUCGUGAUCGACAAGCACAAUCACGAUGGCCAACUGACUUCAAUUCUGAGAUUGGUGGCGUCCUUGGCAAUCGUCCUCGGAGGACAGUCUUAGUGAGUGGUGGCCGUAAUUGCCAUCCAAUUGCUGGUGGUGCUCCAUUUCUAACAUGUAACAAUUGCUUUGAAAUGCUACAACUUCCUAAGAAGCUUAUGAUGGUUAAGAAUCAGCAAAGUGUUCGUUGUGGAGCUUGUUCUACGUUGAUCAAUUUUACGGUUAUCGACAAGAGACUUGUUUUCUCCAAUCAUUCACGGGGAGGUCGAUUUCCCUCAGAGGUUGAUGAUAGUGAUGAACUGGCUGUCAGAGAUUAUAAUUCAAAUUUUGGUCACUUGAACCGUACUAAUUUCUCUUCUGAUGAUUAUGAUAACAACACUCUUUACGAUUUCGAGUCACUAGAUAGAGAGCCUGUGCUACAGCCCAUCGGUACUGGUUUAAGCUCAAAUAAGCAACAAGAGAUGCCAAGUUUUCAUCCUACAUCUUCAAGCACCUCAGAGGAUGAGGACAGUCCAGAUCUUUCAACUGCUCCAAGGGAGGCUACAAACAAUUUACACAAUUUAAUCAAGACGACACGCUCUCCUCCCCUUCCUGGCUCACCGCUUCAGUCAUACUUCGAUUACUCAUCUAAUAACCAGACUGCAAACAGGUUUACCAAGGGAAAUCGAAGUAGCCGUUCAGAUCAGGAGAAUGUGAAACCAAAUAAGGUUAACUCGCGACAAAACUCUUUGAAAGAAGCAUCACUGGCAACCGAGAUGGAUGUGUCGAUGAACGACUACUCUGAUACCAUGGCGUUUCCUGAGACAAAGGAUGCAAGUAAAGAAGAUAACCAGCCAAGAGCUAGUAAAGGAGGGGAGUCUUUUUUUGCAAACAUUAUCAAGAAGAGUUUUAGAUCUAAUCAAGUCGACGAUCGGAGCAGAAGUAAUGUUUCAGUUAAUGGACAGUUUAUAUCGUAUCGUAUGGUUAAGAAAGCUGAAAAGCGUGCUGGACCGAUCCAUCCCGGAAAAUACUGGUACGAUUCCCGGGCUGGAUUCUGGGGCGUCAUGGGCGGACCUUGUCUUGGCAUAAUCCCCCCUUACAUCGAGGAAUUUGACUACCCCAUGCCAGAGAAUUGUGCAGGAGGAAAUACUGGUGUUUUUGUGAAUGGCAGAGAGCUUCACCUAAAGGAUUUGGAUUUGCUUGCUGGUAGAGGGCUGCCCACUUCAAGGGACAGAUCUUACAUUAUCGAGAUCUCUGGCCGAGUUCUCGACGAGGACACCGGUGAAGAGCUCGAAGGCCUCGGAAAACUUGCUCCAACAGUUGAGAAGGUAAAGCAUGGAUUUGGCAUGAAAGUUCCAAGAACAGCUUCUUAAUUGGGAACACAAACCUCGUAAUCAAAUCCUGUAUCUCAGUUGGUAUGUUCGCAAAGGUUUUCUUGUCUAAAUUACCAGAGCAUUGUAAUGUUUUAUAUGUUUUUGUUAGUUUAGUGUCAGUGUUUGUGUGGCAUGUCUGUGUCUGUAUUCAACUGUUGAUAAGUUCCCAAGCUUUCCACCAUUCUUUGUUCAUGGAAAAAGAAAAAUUUUGUUACUUAAGAAGAUGAACAUGAACUCAAAAGGGACCAUAAUAUUUAGGGGAGGGGAAAGGAGAAAAUUAAUGAGCCCUCGCAACACGAGGAGAUGAGAUGAGAUGAGUCCAGUAGUCACUGUCACUGCCACUGCCACUGUCCCAGACAGUGAUGUUGGAAUUGCUUCUGACUCAACUAAAAAUUGAAGACAAAGCAUCCAUAAAACAAAGUGAAAAAGAAAAAGUAGAGAAUAAAGGGAAAGGAAAAAGGUUGUGUGAAGUAUAGAAGAAUGUUAGUUUGUUUUGAAAUCAGAAAGAAGACAAUGGAGCUGCCAUGGGCGUUGGCAAGACACUUGGCCUCGCUGCUCGCUGCUCGCUGCUGGCCACAGGUAGGUAACAAGUUUAAGGUCAUUAGGGCGACAUCUGGGCAUUGUGUAGGUCAACCUCUAGUCUGUUGCACCUCAACCCUCGUCUUCCAAGAUCAUCAAUUGCAAGUAAUGAAUGAUACCCAUUUCAGUGCAUCAGGAUCAUUACUGCUUUUGUACAAAGUUGCCCAUUUCAAUGCGUUGAAGUGCUAAAACAACUUCUAUUCUACCUAUUCUUUAAUAGCUUCCUUUACUAUAAGUUUCGUUCA
Molecule: messenger RNA, 3726 nt
Organism: Cucurbita moschata (crookneck pumpkin)
Lineage: Eukaryota; Viridiplantae; Streptophyta; Magnoliopsida; Cucurbitales; Cucurbitaceae
Exons: 6
Coding region: 284-2902 (872 amino acids)
Biological process (GO): regulation of defense response to fungus
Source: RefSeq, a predicted model, not a curated record